Molecule: messenger RNA, 609 nt
Organism: Malassezia japonica
Lineage: Eukaryota; Fungi; Basidiomycota; Malasseziomycetes; Malasseziales; Malasseziaceae
Exons: 9
Coding region: 1-609 (202 amino acids)
Source: RefSeq, a predicted model, not a curated record
AUGCCUGUGUCUUGGGUUACGGAAGAUAACUCUGUGUACGAGACGUCGCUCAGCGGCCUGACCCUGAUGGCCUCGAGCUCCAUUAUCUCGCCGUUCCCUGACCUGACAUCGCUCUCGAUUCUGCUUUCGAUUGCGCAGAUUAUCAACAUUAAGCCCCAUGCUCCGGUGAAGGCGGCAAACGACAUUUCGUCGAACGCGUACGCGAGCUUCUUAUUUGCGAUCGCGAUUGCCAUCUUUAUUGCGCUGCGCAAGCUCAUCCAAUGCACAGCGCAAGACCAGUCGUACCUCCUUGCGUACCGCUCGCUUCUCGGUGCGCAGGUGGCUAGCGUCGCUGCGACCCCGACCUACCUUCUCCAGGCGAUUCGCAAGGGUCGUUUCUCGCUCGGUGGCCUUGCUCGCUACAAGUAUACCCGCCGCGAUGACUUCCACCUCAUUGGUGGUGUUGUUGUGCGCCGCGUGGGUCUUGUCAACGGCCUGCUGGGUGGUGCUGGUCUCGGUGGUGCGGUCGGUGUGCUUUCCUACUACGGCAAGGACUGGGUGGAAGAGCAGAAGCCCAUUCUGCCCGCCACUGGCGACAAGCCCAUCCCUAAGGAGGAUGUGCCGAAGUAA